Molecule: messenger RNA, 1371 nt
Organism: Prorocentrum cordatum
Lineage: Eukaryota; Dinophyceae; Prorocentrales; Prorocentraceae
Source: the annotation of a GenBank genome assembly
AUGCUGGCCGCUGGAGGGCGCCACACGGUGCUGCUCAGGAGCGACGGCACCGCCGUGGCCUGCGGCUGGAAUCUUGCUGGUCAGUGCGACCUCCCGGCGCUGCCCGCGGGCCUAACCUACGCGCAGGUCGCCGCUGGAGAGCGCCACACGGUGCUGCUCAGGAGCGACGGCACCGCCGUGGCCUGCGGCUGGAAUGAUGGUCGGUGCGACCUCCCGGCGCUGCCCGCGGGCCUGACCUGCGCGCAGGUCGCCGCUGGAGGGCGCCACACGGUGCUGCUCAGGAGCGACGGCACCGCCGUGGCCUGCGGCAGCAAUCAUGCUGGUCAGUGCGACCUCCCGGCGCUGCCCGCGGGCCUGACCUGCACGCAGGUCGCCGCUGGAGGGUUCCACACGGUGCUGCUCAGGAGCGACGGCACCGCCGUGGCCUGCGGCAGCAAUCGUGCUGGUCAGUGCGACCUCCCGGCGCUGCCCGCGGGCCUGACCUGCACGCAGGUCGCCGCUGGAGAGAACCACACGGUGCUGCUCAGGAGCGACGGCACCGCCGUGGCCUGCGGCAGGAAUCUUGCUGGUCGGUGCGACCUCCCCGCGCUGCCCGCGGGCCUGACCUACACGCAGGUCGCCGCUGGAGGGUGCCACACGGUGCUGCUCAGGAGCGACGGCACCGCCGUGGCCUGCGGCAACAAUCAUGAAGGUCAGUGCGACCUCCCGGCGCUGCCCGCGGGCCUGACUUACACGCAGGUCGCCGCUGGAGGGGACCACACGGUGCUGCUCAGGAGCGACGGCACCGCCGUGGCUUGCGGCUGGAAUCAGUAUGGUCGGUGCGACCUCCCGGCGCUGCCCGCGGGCCUGACCUACGCGCAGGUCGCCGCUGGAGAGGACCACACGGUGCUGCUCAGGAGCGACGGCACCGCCGUGGCCUGUGGCUAUCGUGCUGGUCAGUGCGACCUCCCCGCGCUGCCCGCGGGCCUGACCUACGCGCAGGUCGCCGCUGGAGGGAGGCACACGGUGCUGCUCAGGAGCGACGGCACCGCCGUGGCCUGCGGCAGCAAUCAUGCUGGUCAGUGCGACCUCCCGGCGCUGCCCGCGGGCCUGACCUACGCAGCUCAUUUGUGUCCAGCGCUGCUCCUGCAGGUGUCGCUCGAUGGCGGCUCAAUGGUUUUCGUCACCAUCGGCGGGGUGGAGCGAUGCAGGAUCAGGGCGGCGCCCACCGCCCGCCUCGCAGACAUCUACCUCCAGCUCGUGGCCGAGCACCGCGCGGGCAGGCUGGGCCCCGGAGCCUGGCGCGUCGAGGCGAUCCUGCCGGGGGGCCGCCCGCUCAGCAGCGCCGCGGCCGAGGAGACGGUCGCCAGCGCAUUUCCCGCCGCAGCCUGA